Messenger RNA from Triticum aestivum (bread wheat), 2267 nucleotides. RefSeq names its product F-box/FBD/LRR-repeat protein At5g53840. Gene Ontology annotation, molecular function: protein binding. The transcript is spliced from 3 exons. The record is from RefSeq and is a predicted model, not a curated record. Lineage: Eukaryota; Viridiplantae; Streptophyta; Magnoliopsida; Poales; Poaceae. Bases 100 to 1662 code for a protein of 520 amino acids.
UUGGACCAUGGUUGGGCAGGCGUCCAAUAUCUUGGCCACUUUGGGCCCAUCUUGUGACACGAGAAAGGACCAAACGCGCCGGCGGUGAGAGAGGAGAGGAUGGAGCGGCGGCGCAAGCCUCUUCCGCGCCGGCCGCCGUACUGCGCUCCUUUUACGUCAGGUCGUCCACCAGCCAAGAAGAGGAAGAGAUUGGGCUCCGAGGGAGAGAUUGAACCUUCGGCCGGGGCGGCAGGAGUCGACCGGAUCAGCGCCCUCCCCGACGAACUCCUCGGCGAGAUCAUCUCCCUCCUCCCCACCAAGGACGGCGCCCGCACCCAGAUCCUCGCGUCCCGGUGGCGCCACCUCUGGCUCUCCGCCCCUCUCAACCUCGACUGCCGUGGCUUUGCCACCGCCGCCGAUCUCGCGGUCGUCAGAUACCGCAGGGUCUACAACAACGUCCCCUCUGCUGUAGCGCACAUUCUUGACCGCCACCAAGGCCCCGGCCGCCGCCUCCGUGUCAAGGGGUACCGUCUCCCCGUCGCCGCCGCCGCCGCCACCGCCGCCACCGCCCUGAAUUGGUGGAUCGUGGCCCCCGCCCUCGCCGCCGCCGCCUCCGCCGCCCUGGAUUGCUGGCUCGUGGCCCCCGCCCUCGACGGCCUCCAGGUGCUCGAGUGCUGGGUUUCUUCCAAGCGUUCUAAACCGCUUGGGCCGCUGCCGGCGUCCGCCUACCGCUUCUCGCCCACCCUCCGCGUCGCCACCUUCGGUGGCUGCCGCCUCCCCGACGACGACAUCGCCCAAGGGCUUCACUUCCCCAACCUCAAGCACUUGUCACUUGAAUCCGUCUCCACCUCGGAGCAUUCUCUGCACAGCCUCAUCGCCCGUUGCCCCGCUCUGGAAUGCUUGAUGAUUCACACAAUCUUCGGCUUCCGUCGCCUUCGGAUCAAUUCCCUCACUCUUACGUUCAUAUGUGUGCAAGAUCAACUUCAGAACUGCAAGGCAUUCAGUCAGCUCCAGUUUGAGGAACUCGUCAUCCAGAAUGCGCCUUGUCUUGAAAAGUUGAUCCCUCUCUACUUUGAGUGUGGUCUGCAGGUGUCGGUAAUCUCCGCGCCUAGACUUCACACCUUGGGCUUCCUUACUGAUUGGGGCGAUCAUUCUACCAAACUAGUGUUUGGCUCCACAGUUAUUCAGGGAUUGCGCGCCAAUAGCCUGACAACGGCGGUGCACACUGUCAAGAUUUUAGCUGUCAAUGUCAAUAUUCUUAGUUUGGAUAAUCUUCUUGACAUGAUGAGAUUCUUUCCAUGCUUGGAGAAGCUGCACGUGAAGUCAUGGAGUUCGGGUGAGAAAAAUUUGUGGCAUCAUAAACACCGGGAUCUUCUCAGAUGUCUUGACAUCCGUCUCAGGACAGUAGUGUUGGAAACGUAUCUGGGCAGCUGGUCACAGGUUAACUUUGCCAAAUUCUUUGUGCUGAACGCCAGAGUGCUGGAGUCAAUGACGUUUCAUGUUGAGGCCAGCUUGUACGAUGAGGAGUUCUUGGCAGAACAGCGUGGGAAGCUUCAGCUAGGGAACAAGGCUUCAAGAGAUGCUCAGUUUCAUUUUACAACUGGUACUUCUCUCGAAGCUGUUUGGGAGACCAAGCAUCUCAGUGAUCUUAACUUGAAUGACCCCUUCCUGUGUAGAUGUUGAAAUGGGUUUGGUGAGUCAGGAAUUAUCUUUGCUUAUCUCAUUUGUGUUCUGUGAAGACUUUCUUAGUACCCUUGUCUGUAGUAUGUGUAUAUGUACAAUCUUGUGUCAUUUCUUUUGUCCUACACUUGCUGGUAUAUGCACAAUCUCACUGAAAAGUUUUGGAUUCGUCAACAAUGUUGCUACAGUAUAAGACGGCGGCUUGUCGAGAUCCAUCUUUUAAUCUUCCAUUGGAACAUCUGUUCAAUGACUCUGCAUGCAGUGUCAUUCUUCAGUGUUAAUUGAAGGGUGGGUAUUUAUUCUGGAAUGUCUUAUGAAUACCAUUGAAGUGAAGGAAAAGGAAACAACUUAACUCUUCUGAUUUAAAUGAUUUUUUACUGUCUGGACCAUACAUCGCAUCAGUGUAUUGGUUACUUAUAUUUAUCUAGCUUCUGGAGGAUUUAUGAGUUCACCCUACUUGUUAUUGCUUGGCCUCGUACAAUGGAAGUAAAUGUGAAUCGUUCUGUUUAUCGAUGCAACUGCAUUUUGAUUAUUUAUUAAACUACUACUGCAUCUAAAUUAACAAGUGCAAUUGUAUCGAGGUUUUGACAGGUGCAAUUGUGUUGAAA